CAGGUUUCUCUGGUUUGUUCAUAUAAAAUGGGGUGCUAUUGUUUGGAAUCUGUUGAAUCAUAAUGGGAACUCAGGAUCCCAUUCAUGCAUCUCCAUCUACUGAUAUAGAAUCCAAUCUCAGUGAUACUGAAUAUCCUAUCAAGUGCAUUCUUGAGGAGUCAAGAGACAAAUAUUUAAUUGCAUGGGAAAGGGAUUAUGACCCAUCUUGGGAACCCAAGCAUUUUGUGAAUGACGCUGCUGUGCAUGCAUGGGAGUUAAAGAAAAAUAACCGAUACCAAGCUGCCGACAGAUAUCGCAGAGAACAUCCUCUUCGAAAAAGUCACUUGUCUUAUAUCAAUUCUCUAUCUCAAUCUUCUCCAUCCUCAACCCUCUCUGCCUCCAAUUCCGGAAGCCAGAUAUCAUUGAACAGUGGCAGUGUUUUUGCCCCCCAGUCCACGCAGCAAUCCUAUUCUUCAAUUUCUGAUCAAGGGGGAUCAUUAGGUAAAAAUUCUUUUUAUCAAAUUCCAUACAGCCUAGCAACACAGUCUUCUGUUACCUUUUCUACGCAACACCAAAGGCCACUUUCACAAUCAGGGGCUGAGAAUUGGAUCAGUCCGCCUGAGUUAGCCAAUUCACCUCAUCAGUGCACACAAGCGGGAGUUUCAUCAAACAGUCCUGAAAAUUCAUUGCAGCCUUUCCAAGCAACUGGUGGGUUGUCUCGGUCUGAAGACCCAGCUGAAGCGCCGUACCAGGUCAUUGAUCUGUCACAGCAGGCCAAUUCGCUCGAUCGACAAUCAUUGACUACUUCCGGUAAUAGCUUGGAAAGGGAUUAUCGUCUGAGCUCUCCUCGCACACGUUCUCCGAAAAAGCGGCCUUCGAGGCUCCCUUUAAUUCACGGGGGCAUCACCCAGUCUCUUUCAUUAACACCACGUUCCCAACGCCAAAAUCUACCAACUACUAAACAAAUCCGUGCCCAUACGUUCUCUCAGGAAGUUGCGGAGACACCUCUGUCGCAACUUUGGAUAGGGGAGAGGAUAGAGGACUUACUCUCAGACAGCGGUCCAUUAUCUACCUCUCAAUUUGAUCCUUUAAUUCCCUCGAAUAACACGCCUGAUAAUUUAUUUGCUUGGAAAACGCCGUAUCGCCGCCAGGCGUUAUCCGACGGACUAAGUAUAGUACCGGAAACCGUUUAUAGCAAUUCGACAAACGCGGGGGAACACUUAGGCUCACAUCCCUUUAUCGAAGAAUCAAUUUUCGUAUCCCAGGGCCCCAGUUCGAAAUCACGACUGUCGAAGACAGUUCAAGAUAGCGAUAGAAGCCGAUUUGGAAAAUCGCCCAAGCAACUGAAAAAUUCACCGCAUAGUUCCGAACAUCCGUUGUACACUAUGGAAGAAUCAUCUAGCAAUGGUUCUUCUCAACCCGCAAAGAGCGUGGCUGAAGCUGCACGUAAUAAUCCGGGAACAAGUUACCUGGAAAGGAUGAGAUACCUUCGAGCAGCGGAGCGCGCAAGUAUUAAACCAUUACAAAGCCUUACAGAGAGCGAAACGCCCUCCUCUGCCGGAGACAUCGAAGCGUCUGCACCUCCAGCUACCUCGGAGGGAGUCAUACCUUUAAGCGUCCGUCAUGAUAAAGAGCCGCCGGUCAGGGAAGAUCAUCAAACCGAUUCGCCAGUUUCAUUCGUCGCCCCACAGGCACUCCAUUAUAACCCUGAGCAACCGGCGUUGUUGGGAGAAACUGGGGCAAGGCUGAUUGACACAGCCAGUUUGUCUACACCAGCGGCAUCAUUAGAGCUGGCUGCUCAACAGUUCGAACAGGAAGGCAAAAGAGAGGAACAAGCAAUCGAAGAGCACCAAGGGAUUUCCCUAGGCCCCUUCGAAUUUGUUAUUCCACUCUCUAUGGAUUCUAGGGUGAAGGACGACUAUGAUCGUACGCUUAGAGAAGCAAGCAAAUGCAUUCGCAGAUUUGUGGCCAGUGCUUCAUUUGCAGAAGGAACAGCUGUUGAAGUUGACGUCGGUUCACUGGCACUUCAGAUGCAACGAAUGAUAGAACAGCUCAAUAAUAUUACUACUCAUCCUGAUUUGAAUUUGCCGGAUCAGCCUAGCAGCGGUCCUCUUGAUGUUGCAAAAGAAGCAUCAUGGGCGGAAUACUCAAGCUCCAAGUUUCAAUUUCUCAGUUACUUCAUGGACGCAGUUUUAGAAGAUCCUUUGGAACGAGCUAUCCAUGUGAUUGUUAUGGUAAAACCUGGUGCAGCUGUUGAUAUUAUGAGAAAGUAUUUUCUCGGAAAGCAAUUGGAUCUUGUUCCCUCUGAGGAACCUGGGAACCAGCAACUGGUGUUUGUAUCUCGCCACCUCAGUUUUCAGAUAUUCACAGUGGAGGAUAAAUCUCCAGCUGCAUCCUACAAAGACCCAACAGUGAUUGUUGCGCUGGAUAACGCUUUCAGUGCAGAUGAUCCACUUGUCCGUAAACUGCGAACUACAGGUUCUUCUGGUCGCCUUGUUCCUGCUAUCAGGCUCAUUAUCUCCAACACCGCCGAGCACAUUGCACUCUGCUUACCCAAAUGCUGUGACUUCGACAGACUUCGCUUGCUUGUCCAGUAUACAAAUUCUUACAGCAGCAUCGCUGGCGAUCUUCAGGAUGAUGCGCUUGGGGUUCAGGAAAACGCUGAGGAAACUCUUCGCUACCUUAUGUCCGAUCCAGACACAAGGGAAUGGCCUCUUGCGGACGUUGAGACAGUGGAGAUCCUAACCCCAGACCAAGCAUCCUCUUUGGAGCCGGAGGAAUUAUGUAAAAUGUCUAUUUCAAGACAAAAGCGCUGGCUGGAUGAUGAGGGAGAUGAUGCGGCGAACUCAUCAAAGCGGCAGAGAACGACGCCUCUACAAGACAUAACCCAUAUUAAUGAUUCAGUCAAGGGCCCAAGCCAAGAAAACCAGGAAGCUAGUCGUUUGAAUGUCCAGGUCGAACUGGAUAGCGACGCUAUGCUCCAAAUAAAUGAGCUGCGAUCCGCCUUGGCGGAUGCCAGAAAACGCUUACGGGCGAUGGAAACAAACUUUGCCAAACUUCAACAUCGUUACGAAUCAAAAAAUGAACGAUAUCAUAAGACUCGCCGAGAACUCGAACAGUCUGCCGAAUCUGCCAAGAAGUCGGAAACCCGGAUUGAAAGACAGAAGGGGGAAAUAAACAAACUUAAGGAUGAAAGGUCUGAGUUGACCAAAGAACUUCAGGAGGCUCGAGAUAUUGUUAAAGCCGGCGGAGGCUUGGCUGCUGAUCUAGAGAUUGCUAGAGAGGAGAUUCGGAAAUUAUCUCAGGAAAAGUCAAACUUGGAGCGGACAGCUCAACAGGAGCGCUCACAAUCCGAAUUUACCCGAUUGCAAUAUCAAAAUGCGUCGAGCGCCGCUGCCCAGUCUGGCAUUGAAGUGCGCCAGCUAAAAGAACAAGUUGAGGAAUUAGAACGGAAGUGUAACGGCGAAGCAGCUAAAUUAAAACAGCUCCGAGCACAAAAUAACGAACAACAACACCUCGAUCGGAUUCGGGAGCUGGAAAACUCGCUUAUGACACGAGAAAAGCUCCUAAUGAUGAAAGAGGAGGAGAUUCGGGAUUUGAGGAAAAAUCGACCAACUACGAGGUCUACGAGUACUCAGCCACGGAGCCCCAAGUUUGCUGGAUCAAGUCGUCCUGCGAGUCCUGCACCAAAUUUGGGAUCAAAUUCAAACACCAUUGGGCGAGGAAGUGUGCUGCGGUUCCGUGUAGAACCAUAAAUAUCGUUUGUCUAUAUAUGAAUGGGUACAAAUAUGGGGAUGUUCCUCUGUAAAUGUUGAUGUUGGGGCUUUUGCUGCUGUUGCUUAUUGAACUCUCAAGCUGUCUCCUUUUCUUCUCUUAUUUUGGAAUUGGGUUGACAGAAACCCAGUAUGGCUUAUACCAAUGAAACUAUCUUUAAGAGCUGUGAUGCAGACAUAAA
Coccidioides immitis RS is the source of this 3934-nucleotide messenger RNA. RefSeq lists its product as uncharacterized. The record is from RefSeq and is a predicted model, not a curated record. The coding region runs from base 63 to 3734 and encodes 1223 amino acids. Lineage: Eukaryota; Fungi; Ascomycota; Eurotiomycetes; Onygenales; Onygenaceae. The transcript is spliced from 7 exons. Gene Ontology annotation, cellular component: HDA1 complex.